AUGUCGCAACCAGAAUGGAUGACAAAGUACAACGAAAUUGGUCAGAAAGGUGAAGAAGGUGUGACCACAAUUGAAGGCGAUGGUGCAAUCGCAACGUCGGAAGUAGCGCCUAAGCGAGACUCCUUGAAUGAAUCAGCCAGUGAUAUGGCCAAACUUGACGUCGGGGGAGAGGACGAAGCAGCUGCUCCUGCUCCUGCUCCACCAGCUCCAGCACCAAAACCAAAAACCGGAGGAUUCUUGUUUGGUGGAGGCGGUGCUGAAAAGAAGGAGGAAGAACCCAAGGAGGAGGAGGCUGCAGAAAUCAAUAGUACCGACGAUGAUGACGACGCCGCUGCCAUGUUUGCCAGCGCUGCUAAUGAUCCCCCAGCCCCAGCACCUGCCGCUGAAGAAGAUGAUGCUGCGGCUAUGUUUGCAAACGCGGCUGGCCCAGCUCCAGCACCUGCUGCUGAAGACGAUGAUGCUGCAGCCAUGUUUGCAAGCGCUUCUGGCGAUGCCCCAGCUCCGGCACCUGCCGCUGAAGACGAUGAUGCCGCAGCCAUGUUUGCAAACGCCGGAACUGGUGGUGAUUCUAACGAUGAGGUAAUUGAAGAAGAAGUAGACGACGAUGGCAUCGAAGAAGAGGUUGUGGGAGAAGGCGGCGACGAUAAAAAGGCCAUUGAAGAUUGGAGACGCCAACGAGGUGAAGAACCAGGCGAAGAAGGAGAUGCUACGGAUGCUGCUGCCGCCUAUGCCUCUGCAGAUGCCUCUGCUACCGAAACUGAGGCAACUCGCGAAUACCCAGAGUCUCCACCUAUUGACGAGAAUGACAACUGGGUGCCCCAGUCACAGUCCACAGAAGAAGUUAUGGUCGACGACGAUGGCAAUGAAAUCAUCGAAGAAGACUACAUCGUCGAUGAGGAUGGCAAUGAGAUUCUUGAGGAAGGCGCCGUCUUUGUCGAUGAGGAUGGCAACGAGAUUAUUGAAGAAGUGGAUCAAAGUCCCAUGGAAGAAGAAGUUGUGGAAGAAGAAGAUAAAGUUGAAGAUCGCGACCUUUCCCGUGACUUGGAUAUUAAGGAAACCAAGGAACCUGUCGAUUUGGAAGCUCAACGUGACUUGCUUUACAAAACUCCACAAAAGGAUAUGAGUUUUAUGAGCAAACUCCUUCCAUGCUUUGUUUGUAUUGCCAUAAUCGUGGCCGCUCUAUUGGUUGCAAUCUUGGUCUUCGAAGUCGAUGUCGAUGAUAGGAACGAGCUAACGGAAUCCCCAACCCCCGCAUUUCUUCCACUGGGUCCCACCAACAUUGGUAUCAUCGAUGUUGCCGAAACCACUCCUUUGUCUGCUGUCACUGGCGACUGCAACAUUGGUGCCUUUCAACAACCCCACGUCAUUGAUCAAUGCGCGUGUGGUCCCACCAUCAACAAAAUUGCUCCCGACGUUUUGGCUCGUUACGAAACUCUUGUUCCUUGGGUUCGGACCAUGUUUGAUGACUGGGAAGAGAGUGCUAGCUCCUGUUCUCCACGCAACCAGGCUUUGGUCUGGUUUUCCACUGGAGUCAACUUGGGAGGAGAAAUUUCGGACACACGCCGCAAGGACCGUUACCUAUCAGGUCUCUUGUACAUCCAGCAACAAGGACAAGGAUGGAACAAGAAGAUGAACUGGCUUACUGAAGAGAGUCUGUGCAAUUGGGAAGGUGUCUUUUGCGAUGAUGAAGAAAGUGUCAUUGGAAUUGAUGUUCAAGACAACAAUUUGAAGAAUCAGCUAACAAAUGGCAUUGGCAUGUACGACUUCCUUGAAUUCGUUUCGUUCCGUCGCAACCAGUUGAACGGAACCAUUCCUCAAGAGCUCUUUGCGAGCAGUACCCUCAAGUCCAUUGACCUCUAUGACAAUAGCUUUUUCGGUGAAAUCCCUUCCUUUGACAACGACAUUCCACUCGAGACACUCCAUGUGGGAAAGAACAGCCUAAGUGGCCGCAUCUAUGAGAGUAUUGGUAAUGCCAAGUCCCUCAAGAGAUUGGAUCUCUCCCACAACACAUUGAACGGAGAAAUCCCAAUGGUCCUCUUUGAUCUAGCUCUCGAAGAACUUGACAUCAAUUCCAAUUUGUUGACAGGAACCAUCCACACGGAACUUGGAACUGUCACAACCUUGACCGAAUUGAACAUUGGAGGAAAUCCCUUCACGGGAAGUCUCCCCCUCGAAAUUGGUUCAUUGACCAACUUGCAAGAGUUUGUUGUCAAGGAUGCACCCAACAUUGAUGGAAGAAUCCCAGCCUCUUUCGGUUUGGCCCUUCGCAACCUCAUCAAGGUGGUUAUUUCUGGCACUUCCAUCAAUGGAAACGUUCCUGAAACCUUUGGAUCCAUUAGAGGUUUGGAGCACAUGGAAUUCAGCAAAAACCGUCUUCGUGGAGACUUGUCUCCUGAAUUCGGUAACCUCUCCAACUUGAAGGUCAUGGAUCUCUUUGACAAUGACAUUGUUGGAUCAAUACCCACUGAAUUUGGACAAUUGACAAACUUGGAAGCCUUGCUCCUCGAAGACAAUAUGAUCACUGGGGAAAUUCCUUCUCAACUAUCCAACAUGGGUAACUUGAAGCAAUUGACGCUUCAAGGCAACAACAUGAGUGGAAGAUCGCCGGAUGGAGUCUGCGCGUUGCGUGGAUCUGGAUUGAAUGUCUUUGUUGUGGACUGUCCUAUCCGUGUUGGUGAUAGCUUUACUGGAGUGGUUUGUGAUACUCCUGAAUGCUGCACUAGUUGCAGGUUCUAA
Cylindrotheca closterium is the source of this 2736-nucleotide messenger RNA. NCBI's taxonomy places the organism in Eukaryota, Bacillariophyta, Bacillariophyceae, Bacillariales, Bacillariaceae. The record is from the annotation of a GenBank genome assembly.